AAAUAAAUCAUUAAAAAAAAUCAUUAUCACAUAAAGCAUAUAUUUAGGGAAAAAUCAUUGUUUAGUGAAAUAAUUAUAAGCAUUAAAGUUCCAAGCAAAUAAGGGCACAUUCAUUUAAAAAAAUCUAGAAUUGCAUUACUUUAUUUAUCUAUGUCUUCUUUUCCCUCAGUCCUCAAACAGAAACCUGUAAAUUGCAUCUUUUCCAUCAGGCCAAAGGUCUAUGCCACAAGUUACCUCAUUGCCACGUGUUACCAUCCCAAGUAAUGCUUCGCUAAAGAGAAAAUAAAAUUCCACCAGGCAGAUCUGGAUGAAGAAAGGCAGAAGGUUGUCUCUUUUCCAUUGUCUGUUUUGUGGUAGGAAGGAGCUGUGCUGCUAAAGUACAUUGAGUGUACUGUUCUUUGCUUGACUAGGAUCUGGUAAAAGCAUGGGGAAAGUAGAGAAGCUGUUUUGCAGAAUUUUGCUGAUGCUUCUUUUACUGCAGUGUGAAAUAGGUUGGAUGCAAGAAGCAGUAAGUUCUCCAGAUUUUAUAGAAAGUACCUGCUUCUCCAGCAUAUUUUGGAUGAAGCUAAACAAGUCCUUUCUUCAGAAGAAGUUUUUCAAGAUAGAAGUCAUUGACCCAUCUGGUGUUCCAUUCUUGGUAGACCAGAUGUUGGGAGCUCGUUGUGGCUAUACUCUGUCGAAGGAUGUGUGGGGAAAUCCUAUCUUUCGGGCUUCUUUCCUUGGCUGUCAUGUUAUAAAUGAGAAAGAUGAAAGGUUCUCUCUUACUGUACACAUCAAAGUAUCAUUAUUUGAAGACCUGCGGACAGCUACAGUUUACCAGCAUCCCAUGCACUGCUCCUACUUCUCAUGGGCUCCAAGGGAAAUUCUGUGUGAAGAGAAUUACAUGGAGGUAUCAAUAAAGACUGAUGUCCCAGGGAUUUCAGAUCCUGACACAGGAGAAUGGAUGUCAGCACUACCAGAGGCACAAAAGGUUAUGUAUCAGAUGUGGAGUUUGAUGUUCUAUUCUUCAUCUGGGAUAAAAUCAACAAGAGUAACAGAUGCGGAGAAAUUAGGCUACAGCUUCAAUAACACACUGGCGAGAGUCUUCCUUCGCUCCCCAUACUCUACAAAUGAAACUCAAAAUACAGUGGUUAAUGGGGUCGCAGUGAGCACAAUCAGCUCCAUGUCCAGGUACAGGCAAAGAUGGCUACUUCUGCUGAUCGACACAACUGUAUCAUGCCCAGUUGAUGGUACCAGCUUCACAGAUACUUCUCUGAUGUGGACUAUACCAAUGAUUAACCCUAGACUGGUCCUUCAAGAAUCCACUUUCAGAUCCCUUAAAGUAUCAAUGGGAAUUAAUGGGGAAAAAAUUGAGAACCCUGAGAAGUUCAACUACACAUUGGAACACAACAUUACACACAUUGGAGUAACUAUCCCAAUUGGAGCCCCUAGAGGCAGACUUCAGAGCACAGUGUCUAAUAGUGUCUAUGGAGUGACCUAUAGUAUUGAUGUAUUGAUGGAACAUUCUUGGACAGAUAGCGAUUGGCAGCUCACCAAGUACCUAGUAAUUAAACCAAUUACUAUACCCUUCCUGCCUCGAAUACCAAUAGUAAUCAAUAAUACAGUUCCAGAAACACGGAUAUUUGAUAUAUUCCUGGGUGUCUUCCUUCCUGAUGUCAAUCUGGUGACUCUUAAAAUAGGAGAUGUGACUUUCUCUCUCAAGGAAGCAGAGCAAAAUGGCUACAGGAUCUCUGCUAUUCUCUUGCUCAAUGGAACAAGAGGCUUUGAACUGGAAGUGCCUUUUGAUGAUCCCAAUGUCCUAAAAGAAUAUAUGAACAUAAAUGAAACUAGAUAUCACCUCCAAGUAAUCUACACUCUGACCGUGGGUCCUGAUGAGAAGUUGUAUCAUCAUCCUGCAGACAUCGAAUGCAUAAUGGCAGAUGUCCAAUUACCAGAAGGCAUUGGAUACUGUGACAAAGAGAAUAUAUAUUUAGAAGUUACCAUUGCAGGCCUAUUUCAAUACUGGGUUCUGUAUGUAGGCAAUACACUUUUGGAUCAUAUCACUGCCCGUACAAAUGGAUAUUUUAUCACUACAAAUGAUACUCAUCUACUAUUGCAAGUGCCUCUUUUUGCUCCUGGGAUAAUCUAUGAGGAAGUGUCCUUUGAGAGAAUCCAAGCUAGAUUUGAUCUGGACUUGAAGAAAAUGGCCACUCUAGAGACCCUGAAUACCUUUUCCAUUAGGUGUAAUUUUCAGUCCUCAGAAUUCAUAGUGUGCUAUCCCAAUGGAACCAUAACUGUAUUGGCUCACAUGAAGACAGUUCCAUCCAUUGACAUGGGCAAAACAAGACUGAAGGACAACGUUUGUAAACCUCGAGAAUAUACGAAAAACCAAGCUUUAUUUCAAUUUCAAGUUUCUACUUGUGGCACUUCCUUAAUGUUUAAUGAUGAACACCUUAUUUAUGAAAAUGAAAUAUCCUUUGAAAAAGAAACUCUUCCAAUACAGAAUCGACCAAUUAUCACAAGAGAUCCAGAAUACAGACUGACUGUCUUGUGCUACUAUCCAAUUAAAGAGACAUUGAUGCAAAGUGCUAUGUUCUAUGGUUCCUCAUCUAGAACCUUACCUUUUGGUUCUGGUACAAUGAUGUCUUGGCCUAAUAGCAAAGGCCUUAUAAGGACAAGACAAGUUCUAAAUAUCCAGGCAAAUAUGUUCAAAGAUGAAUCAUUCACAGAAACCUAUAAGUCUCAUUCACUAGUUUUCAAGGGUUUGUGGGAACCUCUAUUUUUUGAAGUAGAAUUAAAAGACGAAGCUCCUAAUGUUGAGCUAUUUUUGGAAAACUGCUGGAUGACACAAUCUGAAGAAAUCAACAGUAUGCCACACUGGAACUUUAUUGCAUAUGGAUGUGAAACCAAAAGCUAUGGAUCUGUGAUCUUCUCUCCAGUAACCGCAAGCAAUCGAAUAAAAUAUCCCAAUCACUUCAAAAGAGUGAGGAUACAGAAUCUGACUCUUCCUCUGACAGAGGUAUAUUUGCACUGCACAGCAAAUAUUGGCACUUGCCUCCGUGUGCCUAGUAGCGGACUUCCCUGUAAACCAUGCCCUCCUGGAACAAUAAUUGAUCAGCAUUCUGAAAUUUACCCUAACCAUCAUGGUUAUGUAGUACUUGGACCAGUCUUUCUCCUUCAGCCUGAGCAAUUUAAACAAUUGAACAUCACAAGAAAUAAGGUAUAACCAUGCAGUUCUACUUACCUUGGCCAGCUUUACUUGGGAUUGUUAAAAUAUGUUUCAUGCUAACUUCCUAAUAAUAAAAGCAUCAUGAAUUAAAAACAGAAG
This is a messenger RNA of Crotalus tigris (Tiger rattlesnake), 3307 nucleotides long. RefSeq lists its product as uncharacterized. The coding region runs from base 425 to 3205 and encodes 926 amino acids. Lineage: Eukaryota; Metazoa; Chordata; Lepidosauria; Squamata; Viperidae. The transcript has 24 exons. The record is from RefSeq and is a predicted model, not a curated record.